Thamnophis elegans (Western terrestrial garter snake) is the source of this 480-nucleotide messenger RNA. It is a transcript of the gene ATP5IF1, whose product is annotated as ATP synthase inhibitory factor subunit 1. NCBI's taxonomy places the organism in Eukaryota, Metazoa, Chordata, Lepidosauria, Squamata, Natricidae. The record is from RefSeq and is a predicted model, not a curated record. Gene Ontology annotation, biological process: negative regulation of ATP-dependent activity. Gene Ontology annotation, molecular function: ATPase inhibitor activity. Bases 46 to 399 code for a protein of 117 amino acids. Gene Ontology annotation, cellular component: mitochondrion. The transcript has 3 exons.
GCAAGCAAACACACCCACCCAUCCACCUCCAAGGACAGAGCUGAGAUGGCUGCUGUUGGUGCGAUGUUCAGAUCUGGAUUGCGGGGCGUGAUGGCUUUACCACAGCAGCAGCGAGCCUGGAGCUCCGGCUCUGGCUCCGAUCAGCUGGGUGAGCUCGGCAAAGGUGCUGGAAAAGGCGGGGGUGGCGGUGGAGCCAUCCGUUCAGCUGGCGGCGCAUUUGGAAAACGGGAAGCGGCUGAGGAGGAGCGCUACUUCAGGGAGAAAGAGAGAGAACAGUUGGCAAAUCUAAGAAAACAUCAUGAAGAGGAAAUAAGUCACCAUAAAAAAGAAAUAGAGCGUCUGCAGAAAGAAAUUGAACGUCAUAAGUACAAGAUCAAGGAUCUUAAAGAUGAUGAUUAAGUUGCUGCUAUUAUUGAUGUGGUAUCUGGCCUUGCCCAGGAUUUGAUUCUUACCAUAGUGUGAAAUAAACAAUUCACUCUA